Molecule: messenger RNA, 1382 nt
Organism: Pocillopora damicornis (cauliflower coral)
Lineage: Eukaryota; Metazoa; Cnidaria; Anthozoa; Scleractinia; Pocilloporidae
Product: protein phosphatase 1 regulatory subunit 3B
Biological process (GO): regulation of glycogen biosynthetic process
Cellular component (GO): protein phosphatase type 1 complex
Molecular function (GO): protein phosphatase 1 binding; glycogen binding
Source: RefSeq, a predicted model, not a curated record
UGCACCAAGUCACGAACGGAGUUCAGACGAACUGAGAAAAUGUAAACAUGCUGCCAUGCACGAUCGGUAGCGAAAAACCGCCUUAAUGUCGAACCACUUCGUACCGGUUAAUGUUAAAGGCAAUCCUGGAUUCCAAUAAUAACUUCUUCUUCCCGUGUUUGGGAGAAAAGUUACUUAUGAAGAUCAUGAAAGAACAACAGGAGAAUACGGAUUCGCCGCUUCUUUCGCCUUCGGAUUUGACGUCGAAGCGGCGAGUUCACUUUGCGGAUUUCGAUGGUCAGGAUCUGGUCUCCGUUAAAAUUAUUACACCGACAAAUAGCGAAGAAGACUUGUCCCUGAAAAAGGUAGUGGACAUCUUGAAUCACUCUGCCACGCCGGUUCAUUUAAAACGGUUCAGUUGUUGUUUUACACAACCUGGGCAAGAUGAGAACUUUUUAUCUCGUGUGAUAGAGCGAAAUGUUUGCUUGGAGAACGUUGUUUUUUGCGGGUUUGCCAUGACCGGGACUGUGAGAGUAAAAAACAUCGCCUUUGCGAAAGAAGUCACCGCAAGAUACACAGUAGAUGGAUGGAAAAACUUUCGCGAUGUUUGGGCCGAUUAUGUACUAAAAUCAUCUGAUGGAGAAACUGACAGAUUUCAGUUCAGAAUUUCAAUUCCUCAAGAUGUUGAUGUUGGGGCGAAACUCGAGUUUGCAAUUCGAUACCGUACAGCUGGUGAAGAGUAUUGGGACAAUAAUUUUAAUCGUAAUUAUAGUGCAGAAUGUUUCCUCCACACGAUUGUCGACAAAUGAUGUACACCGUAUCUUCCAAAGGUUUAUCGAGCAUCCCGCAAGUCACUGUGCAUUAUUACGUUUACCUUCGACGUCGUCAAGUUAUCGUGUCUGUGCGUUUGGAACGACGGUUUCGAAUCAGAAAAGGGCAAAAGAAGUGAACAGAAAGUUAUAUAACUGCUGAAAAAUAGUACAUAUUAAAACAACAAACGUGAUAGAGCAAUAGUACGGUGGUACAAGUUUUCCGGUAGGAUUUUAAUAUCAUAUAAACAAGUCACCUCGAAUGUAAGCCAUUCAUAUUUUUGUCGAAUAGAUUUAUGCAACUUGUGGCUAAAAGGAAACGAACUAGAGUAUUUUGUGCUCCUGUGCGGAGAAAACGUAUUUUACAUUGUUAAUAAUGUCAACUUAGGUAAUCGAGUUUCGAUCGUUGCGUUUUUUCUAAUUUAUGCGUGAAAGUGAACAAUAAUCUCUCAUGAAGAUCAUUUCAGUUUAACUAACGACUUUAUUUAUGGAAAACUCGAAAUUUAUAUGUCAUAGAUUAUUUUUCCAAAUUCUUAGUACCAAACCUGUGGUUUAAAUCGAGAAUAAAACAAAUAUUACGAAAGCAUAAUCGAA